AUGCCGGAUGACAGGCCUGUUUUGUCUAGUGAAUUGCAGGCCAUGAAGGAUGAACUCAAGGAGUUUUUCGCUAAGGAGAUAAAUAAGGUGGCGCAAGACGUCCAAGGGGCCAAUCAUACGAUUGAGGGUGUGAACAAACGCCUCUCUACACUGACUGACAGGGUUCAACGUCUUGAAGUCAACCCUUCCAAGAGCAAAGACGAUGAUGAUGACUGGCUAGAGGAUGAUGAUGACAUCAUUUUUGGGUCUGAUGGCGAGCCUGAUAUGGCUAAGACUCGUGCGGAGAAGGUCCGUCAUCAACGUCUUCGCAAGAAUAAAACAGAGCCCCAGACCCCAACUCCGGACAUUGCCCACGAAUACUGGACCCUGUACUUUGAGUGGUCGGUUAUGGAGCCGGGCGCGAGGGCCGGAGUGGUGCUGAUCUCACCCGAGGGGAGCAAGCUCCGCUACGCAAUCCGCCUCCACUUCCCAUCCUUGAAUAACGUUGCUAAAUACGAGGGCCUUGUCAACAGCCUCCGCAUCGCCAUCGAGCUCGGAGCAACCCAGCUCUAUGCCUACGGUGACUCCAAGCUAGUGGUAGAUCAAGUCAUGAAAGAGUCCAACUAUGAAAGCUCCCUCAUCGACACAUAUUGCCAAGAGGUGUGCAAAUUGGAGGACAAGUUCCACGGAAUGGAGCUGCAUCACGUCCCAUGA
Panicum hallii is the source of this 693-nucleotide messenger RNA. RefSeq lists its product as uncharacterized. Lineage: Eukaryota; Viridiplantae; Streptophyta; Magnoliopsida; Poales; Poaceae. The transcript has 2 exons. Bases 1 to 693 code for a protein of 230 amino acids. The record is from RefSeq and is a predicted model, not a curated record. Gene Ontology annotation, molecular function: nucleic acid binding; RNA-DNA hybrid ribonuclease activity.